UAAGGUAAAAAAAUGAUGUGGAUCUCAAGAACUAGGUUAAGGUUUGGUCUUUCUUCUUCCAUUCCCAAGUAUCAUCCUUUUCUUUCAAACCCUUCUUCCCUCUCUUCCUUUGGCUCUCACACUCAGACCCCAUUACUUGAGGAUCACUAUGUUCAUCAAGCUGUUUUCCAAUUCGAAAGCAUGAUUCGUACACGCCCUGUUCCUCCCAUGUAUGAAUUUGGUAAGAUUUUGGGAUCCCUUACAAAGAUGAAGCGCUACCCUACUAUUAUUUUCCUUUCUAAGCAAAUGGAGAUCAAGGGAAUUCACCAUAACCUUGUUACUCUCAACAUCCUCAUCAAUUGUUUCUGUCACUUGUCUCAAAUGACAUUUGCUUUCUCAAUAUUCGGCAAAAUUUUCAAACUGGGCUAUCACCCAAGUGUCGUAACCUUAACUACACUCAUGCGAGGUCUCUGUACAAAUGGUGAGGUGAGAAAAGCACUCAACUUUCACGACAAGAUGGUAGCACAAGGAUUUCGGUUCAACGAAGUUGGUUACGGGACUUUGAUCCAGGGAUUGUGCCAUAUUGGAGAAACCAACGCUGCCAUACAGUUACUCAGAAUAAUUGAAGUUCGAUCAAUUAAACCUAAUGUGGUAAUGUACAAUACAAUUAUUCACCAUCUAUUCAUUGAUGGACGUGCAAAUGAGGCUUUUGAUUUGUAUUCUGAAAUGGUUGCCAAGGGAAUUUCUCCUACUAUUGUAACAUGCACUACUCUGGUUUAUGGAUUUUGCAUUCUACAUCAUUUACGAGAAGCAAUUGACUUCAUAAAUGAGAUGAUAUCAAAUAACAUCAGACCAAAUAUUUAUACUUAUAGUAUUCUCAUUGAUGCCUUGUGUAAAGAAGGAAGGAUAAGACAAGCCAAGAAUGUGUUAGCUAUGAUGGUGAGAGCUUAUGUGAAACCUAACAUUUUUACGCUCACCAGUUUAAUGGAUGGGUAUUACUUAGUUAACGAGGUGAAGAAUGCAAAACAUGUAUUCAACCUUAUUACUAAGUUAGGAGUGACACCUACCGUUCACAGCUACAGUAUCAUGAUUAAUGGAUUAUGUAAGAGUAAAAAAGUGGACGAGGCAAUGAAUCUGUUUCAAGAUAUGCAUAAGAGAAACAUGGUUCCUGAUACAGUGACCUACAGUUCUCUUAUAGAUGGUUUAUGCAAAUCUGGAAGAAUAGCUUAUGUUUGGGAUCUUAUUUAUGAGAUGCAUGAUAGAAACCAACAACCGGAUGUAAUCACUUACACUUGCUUGAUAGAUGCUUUAUGCAAAAACUAUCAUUUAGACAAGGCAUUUGAAUUAUUGAAGACAAUGAUGGAAAAGGGAAUUCAACCGGAUAUGUACACCUGGAACAUACUUAUUGAUGGAAUGUGCAAAGGGGGAAGACUUGAGAAGGCACAAGAGAUCUUUCAAGAUCUUUUAAUUAAAGGCUACCCUUUAGAUGUACGUAGUUAUAGUAUUAUGAUCCAUGGUUUUUGUAAAAAGGGUUUGGUUGACGAGGCAUUGAACUUAUGGUCAAAAAUGGAAAACAAUGGUUGCUUGCCAGAUGCAAUAGCUUUUGAGAUAAUUAUUACGGCUCUCUUUGAAAAGGAUGAGACUGAUAAGGCAGAUACAUUUCUUCGUGAAAUGAUAUCUAGAGGCUUGUUGAAAUCAUAAAAGGUUAAACCUCAUUUCCAUAUCAAGUUAUACCUUUCCUAUAUGUUGGAACAGAGGACUUGGUUCAUGGAGUGACCCUCUUUGAUGUUUUCCUUGUUGCAUAUUCGAUGCAAAGAGUUGAUAUUUCUUUAAAUUUUCCCCUGCAUUUUGAUUGCUAUCAAACUUCUGUGUUCCUUGAAAUUGGAUUUUUAUUGUAGAAUUUGUUUAAAUGAUUAGUAGAGGGGUUGGAAUCAAUGAUCGCAAUGUGUAAAUCCUGAUGUCUUCGUUUUUCCAAGUUCAUUGUACUUUUAGUGAUUCUCUAUCACAUAAGAACAUCAUUGAG
Vigna unguiculata (cowpea) is the source of this 2002-nucleotide messenger RNA. RefSeq lists its product as uncharacterized. Gene Ontology annotation, cellular component: chloroplast. The record is from RefSeq and is a predicted model, not a curated record. Gene Ontology annotation, molecular function: protein binding; mRNA binding. NCBI's taxonomy places the organism in Eukaryota, Viridiplantae, Streptophyta, Magnoliopsida, Fabales, Fabaceae.